This is a messenger RNA of Cyphomyrmex costatus, 1513 nucleotides long. It is a transcript of the gene MESR3, whose product is annotated as misexpression suppressor of ras 3. The annotation marks the transcript as partial. NCBI's taxonomy places the organism in Eukaryota, Metazoa, Arthropoda, Insecta, Hymenoptera, Formicidae. The transcript has 3 exons. Gene Ontology annotation, biological process: regulation of transcription by RNA polymerase II. Gene Ontology annotation, molecular function: DNA-binding transcription factor activity. The record is from RefSeq and is a predicted model, not a curated record.
UCCGAGAACAGCGACGAGUCUCGUCUCGAUCCAGUUAGCCAAGUGGAACGAGAACAGCUCGAGACUUUUUUUCGAGGAUUAAAAUCACAGGUAUUCGUCUGUGAGUCACUGGCGAAUCUGUAUCUCGGGAGCGCCUCUCAAACAGAGAGGUGGGAGCUCCGUUUCACCGGAAUUCCCGUGGUGGUUCUUGAUCUUGGGGAGACACGAUCAAGAUCCAAGAGACGAAUCCAAAUUUUAUUGGCAGAACGCGGUACUUGCUUCACUCUCUGGCGUGAAACUAUCGACAACCUCUCAUCGUACAAGGUAUCGGGACCAGCUUUUCACACGAUGUGUCUCUCGUCAGAUCACACUCGCCUAGCUGGACUCAGCUUCGACAACUCAAAAGCGGCGAAUGAUCUAUGGCAGCACAUAGAGCGCCUCGUGUCCUGCCCGGAAAAUAUCAGCCUAUCGGCUCCGGGUAAGAAGAAAAAGAAACCAGUGCAGAAGAAGGUAGUGCUACCGGCCAAGAGCAACAUCAGUCAACCGUGCCAGUUCCAGCAUGUGACCAGCGUGGACGCGGCCGAUCGUUCGCGUUACUUCUCGCUGCAGACGCUGGUACCAGCGCUGAGCGAGUUGGAGAGCUCGCUGGAGGCAAACUUCUGAGAAAAGCCUGAAGCCUCCAAGCUCUCAUAGGGUCGACGCAGCGCGACGCCUGACUCCCGCCUUCUUCUUCGGAAGUGAUCACACCGAGGAAGAAGGAUCCGGUUAAUGUCGCGUGCGAGAGAACCGAUGAAAUCCAAGAAACUCGCGCACAGGCGUCUCGGAUUGCGAACUUUGAGAGCUGUCGAAUAAAGGAAGGCGACACCGCGGAUUCCAUUGGAAUUUCUUUUAUCUUCUUGCUCUUCCUCCGAACUAGUUGUAGAAGGUCUAAGACCUAAGACGGGGAGGAGAUAUAUCGACGAAGCUUUAACGACAAAAAGAGAAGGCGGAUACUCUUUUCUCGAAGAGCCCUCGCGGCUCUUGUAGUUUUACUUGGAUUCAUCUUUAACUUCUCUCGUGUCUCUCCCGAUAUAAUCAGCCAACUAUAGUUAGUAAGAAUUAAGUAAGACGCUGAAUUUCGAUUCCGCAUUAUCUCUUGUUCUCGGCGGAUCAAUUUUCCGAUAUGAGGAUUCAAAAAACCAAACUCGAAGAACUUUGAAGAGACAAAGUGCGGCAGGAGGAAGGAGAUUUGUGUCUUCUCCGAAAUAGACUAAUCCGUUAAUGUCACGCGCGCAAACUACGAGAUUGUCCGCAGACUGAGGCGGAACAUUCAUCAAUCCUUCUAAGUACUCUUGAAAGUGACUACGAUUGAUGUUCGCGACUGCGAAUCCUGACUGCAGCCCCGAGCGAAACAGAAAGUAUCCUCGAGGCUUUCUAGUGAGAGACUCUCCAAUCUCAUCCCACUCUCUUUGUCUUCGAAGAGUCCUUCGAGUUGUAACUAUCGAUGUCGUGAGAUUUAUUGUAGACUCAAAGAAAGUCUUCUCUAUCGAACGUU